CAAGCUGGAACUCAGCGGCAACAGCAGUGCUCGCUGGGCAUCGGUUCGAUAAAGGUGGCAGUUUUCCGGUACAGUGCGCGGGCUUCUGUUGAAGCGUUUUUUUAUUUGUUCCCCUAUCAUUCAGCUCCUCUGUUCUGACUGCGCGUUGUGUGAAGAAGGCCCCCACAGUUCGCCUACAACGUGAAAACCUAUGUAGGUACAGUGCGGAAAAAUUCGCGGGUGGAUGAGUGAUUUUGGCAGUGUUAUUUUCAUUACAAGGUUGCUGUUUUUCGACAUCCUUCGGAGAAAGCCUUUUGCACUUGUACGAUUUCGUUGAAAAUUUGUUCGAUAAGGCGUAAAGCGUUUAUGUGCGGUGUUGUGGGAUAUUCCAAAAUUUAAGUUUCAAGGCCUACCUGACACGUGCCCUGUUCCAUCGGGACAGCACUUAUACAGUCGUAUGUGUAGACAGGUGCAGAUCAAGGUGCAAAACAAACAAUCGCGGUUGUGAAAUUGAACAACUCACCGUUUGAAGCAAUAAAUUAAUAAAACAGUGAUAAAACUGUCGACAGGAGAUUCUGGCUGAUAGUGAAACCAACACGUUUUUCGUAGGUGGUAGGCAGCAAACCUUUCCUGAGUGCAGCGAAACUAAACGGAAGCAUCACGCGCGUGUGUGUGUAUGUAAUAAUGAUCGUUGAAAAGUGUCUUCAGUGUUUUGUUUUGCGAAACGAGUGAAAUUUGGUCAUAUUAGCUGUUUUUUUUUGUUGCGAAAUUAUACCGAAACUGUGAAGAGAAACCGUUUGCCGGCCGGGAUACAACGAUGGAAGUGUGUUGCUUGAAAAUGGCAUCCAGAUGCAGGCCCACAAGACCAAUCAAGGAUAUCACGCAGUUGUCGACGGCUGGUUCGUCCCAUGAUUGCGGAUCCCUGUCCCGGGUGGUAAUGGUUAGGAAAACCGAUCAACGUGUGAUUAAUCACAAAGGCGCUAGUCGAAAGGACCCACAAUGCGAGUUCAUCACAAUGGAAACCAUUCAGACGUACAAGGGCCACAAACCGGACCGUACCGUGGUCUUCAAGGAGAAGUUCGAUCUCAGUGGAAACGACAUGAGCAAAUCACUGUCCACAAGCAAACUAAUGGGUUCGCCUCGGCUCUCGAUCAGUCCCCUGCGGACGGUUCUCACUACUACGGCCGAGCUGGAGCAGAGCGGUAAGAGUGAUCGAAACAAUAACACCACCACGACCACUGCGGUGACGGGCCAACAAACCCUCAUUAAAGAACUACAGACGCGUCACAAGUCAUUGGAUAGGGGUAACAGUACUAACAAUAACACCAGCAACGGAUACAUUUCAACCACUCCGAAGGCAGCAAGAUUCUCGAAAAGUCAAUCGAUCAGUAGCUUACGACACAAGUCACCAUCCCUGUCAGCUUCGCAAAGCUCGUUGCGUCGAUCGUUGUUCUCGGAUUUUGAGUCAGAGUGUCUCAAAGCACACAACGAGUACCGAACGAAGCAUGGCGUGCUACCUCUGAAACUGAACAAGCGACUGUGCCGGUAUGCGGAGGAAUGGGCCAAAGUCAUAGCGGCGCGGGGUGUUUUGGUCCACCGAAGCAAUUCCCAGUACGGGGAGAAUAUUUUCUGCUCGUGGAGUUCACCCAAUGCUAAUGUUGCCGUCCCCGGGAGGGAACCGGUGGAGAAUUGGUACAGCGAAGAAUCGACCCACGUGUAUGGAAAGGAACCGGCCACUCUCAAGACUGGACACUUCACGCAGGUCGUCUGGAAGGACAGUCGGGAGCUGGGUGUUGGAUUGGCGAGCAAUAGAUCUGGUCAAGUUUUCGUCGUCGCCAAUUACGAUCCACCGGGAAACUACAUUGGAAGCUUUGCCAAGAAUGUUCCCCCGCCGGGAGGAUUUGAAAUACCAAAGAUAAUUAUCGAUAAGACAAGUGCUGGUGGUUCAAAGAGUGCUACUCCGAAGCUCGAGAAACACGUUCGGAUAGUGGAUGAAAACGAUCCGGACCAGUUUGACGAGUUUUCCCAGGCGAUGCUGCGACAUCACAACGAGUAUCGCCGUAAGCAUGGUGCUCCUAACUUAGUUUUGCAUAAGGAACUGGUCCGAGAUGCACAGCAGUGGGCGGAGAUUCUGGCCCGAGAUGAUCGAUUUACCUAUCGACAGAACUCCAGAUACGGCGAGAAUCUGUACUGUCUGUGGUCUUCCGAUCGACAUGCCAAACCAAAUCCGAAGGAUGUGUGUCACUCGUGGUACGAGGAAGUUAAACAGUAUGGCUUUAACGUCGAACCGCGUGGUGUCAUUAAGGGUGGACAAUUCACCCAGAUGGUCUGGAAGGGAACCAAAGAACUGGGCGUCGGAGUUGGACAAACUAGAAGCGGCAAGGUUAUAGUUGUUUGUACCUAUUACCCCCGGGGUAACGUGCUGGGACAGUUUAUAACAAAUGUUCAAAAGAAAGCUAAUUAGGGUAAAUUUUAAUGUUUGAUUUGAAAAAAAAAAUAGCUGACUCCAUGUAACCGUCAGGUCAAAAGCGAAGCCUUACACAUAUAAAAUUGAAACGAUCCUUCCUCCAAAUGAACGAUCCUCACUUAUUAUGAUAUUCAUGUAUUUAGAUUUGAUACUUAACAUACCACAAACACACAUCAAAAACCUAAUACUUAAUCCGCAUUUUGGGUAGAUAGCAAUCAGCAAAUGAGCAACCUAAGUAACCUGAGAAGAGAUGCCUUCGUUGAAUGUUUCUUCGUUGUCCUUGCAUUCCUGUUACCUAUAGCAACAGUUAUCGAUAAACACAGCACUUACCUACCUACAUACAAUCCAAACAAGCCUUGUUGAAGGAAGGCACCCUUAAUGCUAUCACUGAUUACCUUUUUGCAAGAGCAGUGGAAAAAGUGCGGCCGAGAGUAGAAGAGAGCGAGAAUGUGUAUAUUUUUCUACCGUCGAGCUUUUUAUAUUGUUCGCUGUAGCUUUUGGAAGCUUUGCCAUAAAAUAGCACAUGUUGGGUUACGCCAUGUUGAAGGGUGCAAUGUUGUAUACAAUUAUUCCGCCCGAACUUUUGGAACCUCUUGGCACAUACUUAGGGUUUCUUUUUCCAUUUAUAUAUAUUUUUUACAAUUCGUCAAACUUAUGAAAAACGAACAAUUUGACAGUAUUAAUUAGCACAAAUCUGGAGACAAAGAAUCACACAUAUAACCAAAAUGUUCCAACAUUUGAAAAUCGACUAUGUAUUAACGGUUUUAAAGAAAUAUGUAGUUAAGUAUUCAUUGCCAUAAUAUUUGUGUCAUUAAAUUUCAAAAAACUGUAACUUUAUGAAAGUUUCAGAUUAAAGGCGUUCGUUCACGAUUCAAAUCUA
This is a messenger RNA of Topomyia yanbarensis, 3326 nucleotides long. RefSeq lists its product as uncharacterized. NCBI's taxonomy places the organism in Eukaryota, Metazoa, Arthropoda, Insecta, Diptera, Culicidae. The record is from RefSeq and is a predicted model, not a curated record. The coding region runs from base 797 to 2443 and encodes 548 amino acids. Gene Ontology annotation, cellular component: extracellular region. The transcript has 6 exons.